Oncorhynchus tshawytscha (Chinook salmon) is the source of this 2640-nucleotide messenger RNA. RefSeq names its product CDP-L-ribitol pyrophosphorylase A (gene crppa). The record is from RefSeq and is a predicted model, not a curated record. Gene Ontology annotation, cellular component: cytosol. The transcript is spliced from 10 exons. NCBI's taxonomy places the organism in Eukaryota, Metazoa, Chordata, Actinopteri, Salmoniformes, Salmonidae. Gene Ontology annotation, molecular function: D-ribitol-5-phosphate cytidylyltransferase activity. Bases 210 to 1502 code for a protein of 430 amino acids. Gene Ontology annotation, biological process: protein O-linked glycosylation via mannose; isoprenoid biosynthetic process.
CCUUGACAGCGCGCAUGUGCAGCACUGUGGCUACAAUGUAGCAGGAUACAAAUCGAAUCAAUCACUGGUCUACGCGACUCCGCCCAUAAAGGAAUGAAUGAAACGGUAUAUGGGGAUACCGAUAGGACGUAUUCGUGACCUCAGAUGUUAGUCCGUUUUAACUUCAAAUCACUCAAUUGCCCUGAAGCACGUAAAAGGAUACGGGCGACAUGGACAGGCCUGUUGAACCAGGACAUUUCUCAGCAUGCGAAGCCCGGUUGGACAAGCACAUUGCGGGACGUUGCAGCGUGGAUUUCCCGGUAGCUGUGGUUCUUCCAGCCGGUGGCAGUGGAGAAAGAACCGGGCUACUGACACCCAAACAGUUCUGCACGUUUCUCAACAGACCUCUGAUAAGCUACACAAUUCAAACUUUCGAGAGAGUGCCAUGGAUUCAAAGCAUCGUUGUGGUGGUUGCCAAGGAGAGCUUAGAUUUGAUGAUGGACAUUAUCCAUCGCUUCCACCACAGAAAUGUCCUAGUGGUACAUGGUGGAUCUACUCGCCACAGAUCUAUCUUCAAUGGGGUCCGAGCCCUCAGUGAGGGAGAGGGUGGUACGGCCCGCGUCAAACCGAAGGUGGUCAUCAUCCAUGAUGCAGUGCGGCCCUUUGUGGAAGAGGACUUCCUCCUCAAGAUAACAAUGGCUGCCAAAGAACAAGGGGCUGCUGGGGCUAUCCGACCUCUGGUUUCCACAGUUAUUGCUACCACAUUGGAGGGCUACCUGGACCAUUCUCUGGAGAGAACCAUGUACAGAGCCAGUGAGAUGCCCCAGGGAUUCAUCUAUGAUGUCAUCUACCAGGCUUAUCAGAGGUGCAGUGAGUCGGACUUUGAGUUUGGCACCGAGUGCCUUCAUCUGGCUCUGCAGUACUGUGGCACCAAUGCCAAGCUCAUCGAGGGCCCACCAACCCUGUGGAAGGUGACCUACAAACGAGAUCUGGCUGCAGCGGAGUCCAUUGUCAAAGAGACUCUCUCCCAGUCGGCCUGUGUUGUCACAGGUGGCUCUGCACAGGCUACAGAGCUGGCCAACGCUCUGCAGAGGAGCAUGAGCGCUUUGGACAUGGAGGUGGAUGUGAUCUCAGACUUGAUGGGAGACGAUGCCAAAUCUCUGUCAAAAGAGUGGAACUUUAUUCGAGUUUCUGUCAACAGUUCUUGCUUUUCUGAAGUUGGAAAAAUGCUGAGUGCAUUGGAGGAGGCAGACCGAGCACUCCUGCAUCCAGUGGUCAUUAUUUGGGUUUAUUUGAACGUGUCGGAGGACGGUUUGUCUGCCAGCGAGCCGAUGGGAGGAGAGCCGGCGGCCAUGAUGGAGCUCGCCACAGGAGCCAAGCUCGGAAAUAUUUUAGUCUAUGGCAUCCAGCUUCAUCACUCAAAGGAUCCUCACAGUGUCUCUCUGUAUGUAUGUGGAUGCUGCAGGAAGCUACACUUUGGGGGCGGUCAGUGGAGAAGGUGGCCCAGAUGUCAUGUGCUCUGAUCCGGGACAGAAGCCCUGCCCUUACAGGACAGCUGCUCCAGGCGUGAGCCAACCCGGAAGAGCAGAUCACUUUGUACAGCCUCGCCUCGGAUCACCUUUAUCACUACCCACCUAUGGAUUGGCCACAAGGUGUGUGUUUGAGAGACACUCCAAGCCUUCAAACUCUGUAUGUCGUGAACUGCACUAGAAAAAGGAACAGUGUGAUGGAUAGGGAAGAGUUUAACAUGAGACAGGGGUGUGUAUGGAGACAGUUCGCUAUGCAAGUGUGUGAGACUGUCUAUAGUCCUAUGGUCUGAGACUUCAAACAGUACUGUGUUUCAUUCACAUGAAUAAAUACUACAGUUUACUAUAGAAUACUACAGUACUUACUAUAUAAUUGUGUAGUAAACUCUAUAAUAUACUACACACUGUAGUAUCCUUCGAUCACGUGUAGUCCUUACUAUAGAAUGCUCUAGUAUGCAGUAGAAUACUAUAGUAAAUACUACAGUAAUGUCAGCAAAAACACUAUAUUAAAUACUACAAUAUUUAAUUGGCAUAUACCGUGCCCAUUACCCUCCCCCUUAUCCCAAUUUGUGCCACCUAUAAUUGUGUGUCCCUACAGGUUAUAGAAAAGAGCAGAAGCUCUGAGCUAUCCGUUCAGACCCCAGUCCUACCUACCUACAGGUUAUGGAAAAUUUGCUCUUUUAGUGUUUCCCCAAUAGAUUUCCUAAAGGAAAAAAGCCUCCACUUCUAUGUUAAAGAUAAUAAAACAAGAACACUAUAGUAAAUACUACAGUAAUGUCUGCAAAAACACUACAGUAAAUACUACAAUCUUCAAAAACACUUGCAUUAAUUACUAUAGUAUACACUUUUUAUUUUAUGACGGUCUUUAUACUAUAGUUAACUGUAAAUGCUACAGAUUACUAUAGUAAACAGUCUGCAAAAACACUACACUUAAUACUAUAGUGUAUAUAUACCAUAGCAUACUAUAGUUUUUUAAAUGUGGGUUGGUCUCUAGAUCACUGGAUAAAGGUGCUGCUGAAUGGGGGAGAGGAGUUGACAUCUACUGUAUACAUGUGAUUUUGUACUGCCAUGUUUGAGUGGAGGUAUAAAAUGUUUGCUUUCAUUAAAAUUACUUUUCUUUUCAUUUUAGCCAUCA